AUGAGGCUAUCAGUGUCAGCUUGCUCCUCUGCCGUGACACGGGCAUUGCCUCUCUCACGAGCUAGCCAGAUUCGCUCAAUCGCCACAGCGCCUGCUACAUCUUCGGCACUGCCCAAACAAGCUACGACAGCUCCUCGAACUACUGCUGCCAAGUCGACUGCAACUCUCCCUGUACCAUUAAGCGUCGCUUCCCCACAACCCCUCAUUUCACACAACAGUGCCUUGGCACGCUUCGUGUCGUCAUCUGCGAUUGCGACUGCUCCCGUCGCGUCGUCCGUCUCCUCUUCGUCCGAGGCUUCGCCUUAUGCAUCUCCGCUGCCCACCUCGUCGCUCAUCAACGUAACCACGCUACCCAAUCGAGUGCGAGUAGCGACAGAAGCUACGCCAGGCCAUUUUAGUGCUGUCGGUGUCUACAUCGACGCCGGCUCUCGGUAUGAACGCCCUUGGGUAGCUGGCGAAUCUGGCUCUUCUCAUCUUCUCGACCGCCUUGCCUUCAAGUCGACCACCAACCGCUCCUCCCAGCAAAUGACGUCCGAGAUCGAGGCGCUAGGCGGAAAUGUCAUGUGCUCCUCUUCUCGCGAAACCAUCAUGUACCAAUCGAGUGUCUUCAACAAGGAUGUAUCUGCUGUACUCUCCAUUCUUGCUGACACCAUCCUCAACCCCCUCCUCAGCCCCGAGGAGCUCGACGUCCAGAGGGAAGCCGCUGCCUACGAGAUCCAAGAGAUUUGGUCCAAGCCCGAGAUGAUCCUGCCUGAACUCUUGCAUACUACGGCAUACCAAUCCAACACGCUUGGUAACCCUCUUCUCUGCCCUAUCGAGAGUCUUGAGCAAAUGACGGCCGAAAACCUGCGCAACUUUAUGUCCACUUGGUACAAACCCGAGAGGAUCGUGGUCGCAGGUAGUGGCAUGCCCCACGAGCAGCUUGUCGAGCUGUCCCAAAAGCUCUUUGGUGAUCUCAAGCCUUCCUCGGAUCCUGGUCGCCUCAGCUCUGGCUCCUCGUCGCUUUCGAGCUCGCCCGCUUCGUCGACGUCCACAUCAUCCUCGUCGCGCUCUUCAUCUCUGUCGUCGCUCUUCUCCCGCUCUUCCUCCAACUUUUCAACCUCGUCGUCGUCGUCGGCCACACCUUCUCCAGCUGAGCUGGCUGACCUCGUCUCGACACCAUCGCACUACACGGGCGGCGAGCUUUACAUCCCGCAGUCCGAUCUCGAAUUCACGCACGUCUACGUCGCUUUUGAAGGCCUCAGUAUCCACGACAAAGACAUCUACGCCCUCGCCACCCUACAGAUCCUCCUUGGCGGCGGUGGCAGCUUCAGCGCCGGUGGACCGGGCAAAGGCAUGUAUUCGCGGCUCUACACCAAUGUGCUCAAUCAGCAUCACAGCGUCGACUACUGUGCUGCCUUCCACCAUUGUUAUUCCGACUCUGGCCUUUUUGGCAUCUCGGCCUCGGUCCAUCCCAGCUUCAAUGCGAGCAUUGUCCACGUCAUUGCACGCGAGCUUGAGCUUUGCACCAGCUCCAUCUACCAAGGCUCUGUUACACAGGCCGAGCUCAAUCGCGCUAAGAACCAGCUCAAGAGUUCGCUCGUCAUGGCGCUCGAAUCGAGGUUGGUCGAAGUCGAGGAUCUGGGCCGUCAGAUCCAGGCGCACGGUAAGAAGGUUUCGGUGGAAGAAAUGUGCCAGAAGAUUGACCAGGUGGAUCUCAGCACGCUCAACAGGGUAGCAACGCGCGUCUUGAGGCCUCAAAAGAUGUCGGUGUCUGCAGCAAAGUCGCCACGCGGAUCGGGUCAAGCUACCGUUGUCGCUCAGGGCCAGCUCGAGGGUUUGGGCGAUGUCCGUGACUUGCUUGCCAGACGCGGGCUCGGUGUUUCGCCCAAGCACGCCGCAUGA
Messenger RNA from Mycosarcoma maydis (corn smut), 1884 nucleotides. RefSeq names its product putative mitochondrial processing peptidase alpha chain precursor. Gene Ontology annotation, cellular component: mitochondrion. The record is from RefSeq and is a predicted model, not a curated record. The transcript has a single exon. Lineage: Eukaryota; Fungi; Basidiomycota; Ustilaginomycetes; Ustilaginales. Gene Ontology annotation, molecular function: metal ion binding. The coding region runs from base 1 to 1884 and encodes 627 amino acids.